AAUUGCUGUUACAUCCGGGUUCUGUCAACACGUGUGAGUGUUUAUCUGGACCUGGACUUUCAGCUGGACCUGGACCUGGACCUGGACCUGGACUAGACACACUUAUAGUUCGCCAUGUUGGAGCAGCUGGGUCUGAUCGGAACCAUCCGGGACGAGGACCAAAGUCCGGACGAACCCGACUCCGAGUCCGACCAAGAGGAGCAGCCGAUCGUCCUGAACAGGAAGAAGAAGAAGUUUGGGGGUCGUGGGUCGAGAGACUUUAACGGUGACUUUGAGUUUGGAGAGCGAGACGUGGAUCAUGAUGACAGCUGGGUGAUGGCAGACGUCAUGAAACAGCUCAAAAACAAGAGAACAGCGACAACUCUGGACCAGAAAAUAGAGAAAAUCAGGAAGAAGAGGAAGGCUGAGGAGAAGUCGUCUUGUGAUGCUGGUGAAGGUUCCUCAGUGAAGAACCAGGAGGAGGACGAUGUGAAGCCCUCUGUAGGAGAGACUGAUGGAGAUGAUAAAGAUGAUGAUGAUGAUGAUGAUGAUGAUGAUGAUGAGUUUGGUUCGAGUGAUGAAGAGAUUCUGACCAAAUCAGACACUCUGAGAGAAAAGGAACGUCGGGGGAGGAAGAGGAAGGCCGAGGAGGAGGCUCCAGAGUCAUUCUAUGAAGACGCGUCUCAGUACGAUGAUCAGCUGACGUUUGAUGACAUGAAUUUGUCCAGACCCAUCCUGAAGGCCGUCACCGCUCUGGGCUUCAAGCAGCCGACCCCGAUCCAGAAGGCCUGUGUUCCCGUGGGUCUGCUGGGCCGAGACCUGUGCGCCUGUGCCGCUACUGGGACAGGGAAGACGGCCGCCUUCAUGUUACCUGUGUUGGAGCGCUUGGUUUAUAAGCCCAGGACGUCCCAGGUGACCCGAGUCUUGGUUCUGGUUCCCACCAGAGAGCUGGGAAUCCAGGUCCACUCUGUGGCCCGUCAGCUGGCCCAGUUCACCUCCAUCACAACCUGCCUGGCCGUUGGUGGGUUGGACCUGAAGUCUCAGGAAGCAGCGUUGAGGGCGGGGCCUGAUGUUCUGAUCGCUACACCUGGUCGGCUCAUCGAUCACCUUCACAACACGCCGAGCUUUGAGCUGAGCCACAUCGAGAUCCUGAUUCUGGACGAAGCUGACAGGAUGUUGGACGAGUACUUUGAGGAACAGAUGAAGGAGAUCAUCAGGUUAUGUUCCUACAACCGACAGACCAUGCUGUUUUCUGCCACCAUGACAGAGGAGGUGAAGGACCUGGCAGCUGUUUCCCUGAAGCAGCCAAUCAGGAUCUUCGUCAACAGCAACACUGACGUGGCCCCGUUCCUUCGUCAGGAGUUUGUUCGGAUCCGACCUCACAGAGAAGGAGACAGAGAGGCAGUGGUAGCUGCUCUGCUGACUCGGACCUUCCAAGACCACGUGAUGUGUUUCACUCAGACGAGGAAACAGGCCCAUAGACUCCACAUCCUGUUGGGACUGAUGGGGCUGAAGGUCGGAGAACUGCACGGAGAACUGAGCCAGAACCAGCGACUGGAGAACCUCAGACGUUUUAAAGACGAUCAGAUUGACAUCUUGGUGGCAACAGACGUAGCAGCAAGAGGUUUGGACAUCGAUGGAGUGAAAACGGUGAUAAACUUCACUAUGCCGUCCACCAUCAAACAUUACGUCCAUCGAGUGGGACGGACAGCAAGAGCUGGACGUUGGGGACGUUCAGUGUCUCUGGUGGGAGAGUCUGAGAGGAAGAUGCUGAAGGAGGUGGUGAAGACGGCUAAGGACAGCGUGAAGGCUCGAGUCAUUCCCCCAGAUGUGGUCCUGAAGUUCAGGGAUUUGGUCUCAAAACUGGAGAAAGAUGUUGAAGCUGUGAUGAAGUUGGAGAGAGAAGAGAGAGAGCUGGCAGCAUCCGAGGCCAAGUUGAGUGUUGCUCAGAAGCGUCUCAAUGGAUCUGCAGCAUCGACUGAAUCACAGAGAGUUUGGUUUCAGACUGAGAAAGAAAGGAAACAGAGUCGCAUGUCGAAGGCUCUGCAGGAGUUUGAUCUCGCUCUGAGGACCAAGAAGAAGAGAGAAAAGUUCCUGAAGGAUGGCAGAAAGAAGGAGAUGACGUCUGAGGAGCGCACUCAGUUUGAGAUCUUGAAGGCUCAGAUGUUUGCUGAGCGGGCGGCCAAGAGAGAGAGACGACCAAAGAGAGCGAGAGCGAUGCCUGAAGACGAGACGCCGGCUCCAGCAGCCAAUCAGAAAGGAGGAAAAGGAGGCAGGAAGUCGGUGUUCGAUAAAGAGUUGACCAACACAAGCAGCAAGGCUCUGAAACACUACCGAGCCGGGCCGUCCUUUGCAGACAGGAAACGUCUGGGGUUGGACAGGAAGCGUCCAGGUGGAAACAGGUUCAAGAGGAAGUGAAGCAGAGACGGACGCAGAUGUUUAUUUUCUCAUUAUUUCUGUUAGUUUGACAUGUUUGAAAUAAAGUUGUAGUCUGUAUUAAAAAAAA
Molecule: messenger RNA, 2485 nt
Organism: Mugil cephalus (flathead mullet)
Lineage: Eukaryota; Metazoa; Chordata; Actinopteri; Mugiliformes; Mugilidae
Gene: ddx27
Product: DEAD (Asp-Glu-Ala-Asp) box polypeptide 27
Exons: 21
Coding region: 115-2397 (760 amino acids)
Molecular function (GO): RNA helicase activity; nucleic acid binding; ATP binding
Source: RefSeq, a predicted model, not a curated record